Messenger RNA from Cutaneotrichosporon cavernicola, 2022 nucleotides. RefSeq lists its product as uncharacterized. Bases 1 to 2022 code for a protein of 673 amino acids. The record is from RefSeq and is a predicted model, not a curated record. The transcript is spliced from 16 exons. Gene Ontology annotation, molecular function: protein binding; chromatin binding. NCBI's taxonomy places the organism in Eukaryota, Fungi, Basidiomycota, Tremellomycetes, Trichosporonales, Trichosporonaceae. Gene Ontology annotation, biological process: double-strand break repair; sister chromatid cohesion. Gene Ontology annotation, cellular component: cohesin complex.
AUGUUCUUCACGGACGAGCUCCUGAUGGGCAAGCGAGGCUCACUAGGUAUCAUCUGGCUCGUUUCCACUCUCGGACUCCGCAACAAGCGCGUCAAUCGCAAGGCCCUGGAGAAGGUUGAGAUUCCGCGCACCUGCGACCUCAUCGCCUCCCCACCUGAACCCCUCGCUCUCCGCCUGAGUGGUCAGCUCCUCGUCGGCGUCGCGCGGGUGUACUCCCAAAACUACGAGCACUUCUACUCAGACGUGCAGACAUUUGAUUCGGCGCUGCGCCGCUCCUUUGCCCUCGGCUUUGGGCCGAUGGGCAACCUUGCGGCGGGUGCCGAGCUCGAUCUCCCGGGUGGCGGACGCACGCGGCUGGAGCUGAUCACCUUCACCGACAAUGCGCCCGGUCUCGAGGGGUACUUGGGGAUCGACUCUGAGUUUGCCAACAUCGACUGGAUGAAUCCCGACAUUACGGACAUGGACCACGAGCGCCGCCACACUACGCCCUUAGAGUCUCUCAGAACCCAGUCCCUGCGCUCCGAAGAGGACGUCGACAUGGAAGAUCCCCGAAGCAACAGGCAUCGUAACCCUCUGCACACCACCCCCAACACCACCAACGAAAAGGCUCUGACCUUCAAGCCUUACAAACGAGAGGCAGACGACGUUCCAGACGAGUUCAACCCCAUCAACCUCGACCUAGACCUCGACCUUCCGGAAGUUCCUAGUCGCCUAGACGGUCCCGGUGGCCCUGAGGAUCCCAACAAACCUUCGUUAGACGGCAUGAUGUCAGACUUCAUCCCCUCAGAUGACACAGUAGACCCUGGGAACUUUGACAUCCCACAGGACCUCGGUCCCGAGAAGUUCAUCCUCCCGGACCAGCUUCACAGCUCGCCCACUCGUCUCAAGCGCAAGGGAAGCAGUAGCCAGGAAGCUUCUGACGUCGAGUCCCAGCUCCUACCAGCGCCGAAGCCCAAGAAGAAGAGGGUCAAGCGGACCAAGUUUGAUCAUGAUCUGGAGCUUGACCUCGAUCCCGCAGAGAUGGGGGCGGCGUACGUCGACGCCAUGGUCCAGCGGCGUCGGGAGCUCAACGCCAAAUCACGAGAGAAGGAGGCUGCCAAGAUGGCAGGGCGCUUACUGGGCGGGUCGGAUAGCUGGUUCAAGUUUAUGGACCCCGAGAUGAGCUCAUUCAUCAGCGGCUUUAGCGCGAUCAAUACGUUCAAGUGGCAGCUGGACGUCAAGAGUGGCAGUAACGUGACACUCAAGAACCCAGCCGACCCAGUGGAGCCCCUUGACCUUGUCGGCAAUUCCGGUCCUCAACUCCGGAGCGGCGCCCCCUUCAUUGACCCCCAGCUCAUCAUUGACGUACGUGGUGAUGGUAACCUGCUCAAACAGACACACAUGGACUACCAGGGAGUUCUGGACAUCCCCGAUGUCCCGCGCAACGAUCAAUACGAGCUCGAGCUGCCCCGGUCAGCGAGUGACCUGCCUUGGGCAGCGCAGUCCGCCUCGUCAGACUUCCCGAACUCGCUCCAGUCGGGCCAGACCACUCCAACGGGUAUCAAGGCUCCGCGUGUCAGCGACAUGUCCCCCCUGGAGGCCUCCAUCCGAAAGCGCCAGCGCCAUUCGUCCAUCGCGGGCGAUGGCCCUGGUUAUGACUUCCCCACCCGUUCCCGUUCGGGUUCGGUCCUCAGCGUGAACUUUACAGGACACGACCAUGUCCAGCUGGUGCUGGACGGUGAUGCCGACCAGAUCUCCGAGGACAACUUCAACGCGCGCUUCCCAUGCGGGCACCUGUUUGCACCGACGACGCUGGCAACCCUCGAGGACCAGUGCCGCGGUUUCUUCAGCUACGUGGACAGGACCAUGUCCAAGACGGGCGCGGACGAGCUCGAGCUUACCGACGUUGCACCCCGUGGCCAGUCCAAGCGGGUCGCCGCUGCUGCCUUUCGCAACUGCCUCACUCUGGCAACCAAGGGCCUGCUCCACCUCUCGCAGGACGCGGCUUACGGGCCUAUCACCAUCCGCAUCCCGGCGGCGUAG